Messenger RNA from Chlamydomonas reinhardtii, 1973 nucleotides. RefSeq lists its product as uncharacterized. Lineage: Eukaryota; Viridiplantae; Chlorophyta; Chlorophyceae; Chlamydomonadales; Chlamydomonadaceae. Gene Ontology annotation, cellular component: chloroplast thylakoid membrane. The record is from RefSeq and is a predicted model, not a curated record. The coding region runs from base 50 to 1318 and encodes 422 amino acids. Gene Ontology annotation, biological process: protein localization to chloroplast; thylakoid membrane organization; protein insertion into membrane. The transcript has 11 exons. Gene Ontology annotation, molecular function: membrane insertase activity.
CUCACUUGCACUGCAUCUUAACGGGCGAAAGUUUGCCCAACAGGAAAAGAUGGCUCUGCAGAUGAAGCAGUCCCCCUCUAUGGGCGUCCGGCGGGCGUCCCAGCCGGUGCUCCCGCCUCGCCCAAUUGUCCAUCGCGGCGUCGGAUCUGUGUCUCGGCGACCGGCUGUGGUCGUCAAGGCGAGCCUGCUGGACGCUGCCUCCGCAGCCAGCGCUGUGGAUGCUGUGCACCACGCAACUCAGCUUUACACACUGGCCGAGGGCGGUCCCAUCGACGUGCUGGCGCAGUUCUUCGAGUUCGUUCUGCAGACUCUGGACGAGGGCCUGGAGUCGGCUAAGAUCCCCUACUCCUACGGCUUCGCCAUCAUCGCUCUGACUGUGCUGGUGAAGGUGGCCACCUUCCCCCUGACUCAGAAGCAGGUGGAGUCGACGCUGUCGCUGCAGGCGCUGCAGCCGCGCGUGAAGGAGCUGCAGGCCAAGUACGCGGACGACCCGGAGAACCUGCAGCUGGAGACGGCGCGCCUGUACAAGGAGGCGGGCGUCAACCCCCUGGCCGGCUGCUUCCCCACUCUGGCCACCAUCCCCGUCUUCAUCGGCCUCUACAACGCGCUGAGCAAUGCCGCCAAGGAAGGCCUGCUGACGGAGGGCUUCUUCUGGAUCCCGUCGCUGGGCGGCCCAACCACCAUUGGUGGUGGCCUGGAGUGGCUGGUGCCGUUUGAGAACGGCGCCCCGCCGGUGGGCUGGGCCAAUGCGGCGGCCUACCUGGUGAUGCCGGUGCUGCUGGUGGCGAGCCAGUACGCCAGCCAGAAAAUCAUCAGCAGCCAGAACAACCAGGACCCCAGCCAGCAGCAGGCGCAGGCCAUCCUGAAGUUCCUGCCCCUAAUGAUUGGCUGGUUCUCCCUCAACGUGCCCAGCGGCCUGACGCUGUACUGGUUUGUGAACAACCUGCUGUCCACCGGCCAGCAGCUGUACCUCAAGGCCACCGUCAAGGUGAACAUCCCCGAGGCGAUUAAGGCGCCCGCCACCGCCGGCAGCUCCACGCCCAUUGUGAAGCCCAAGGAGGAGCGCGUCAAGAAGGUGACCGGCAAGGAGCUGGGUUCGCGCAAGAAGCGGCGCAACGACGACGGCGAGGAGGUGGAGGACGUGGAGGUGGAGGUGGUGUCCUCCGGCUCUUCCUCCUCGUCCGGCAGCAACGGCGCCUCGGGGCGCAAGGGCGAGAAGUUCCGUGCGCUCAAGGCGCGUGAGGCGGCUGCCAAGGCGGCAUCCACGGUCAGCGCCGGCGCGGGCGGCUCCGAGGAGGGCAAGGAUAACUCCGCAUAAAGCAGCAGGGUGCUUGGGUGCUGCUUUUCCUGUUUGUGGUGCGGGGAAAGGUGCAGCUGCUGGGAUGGUUUCGGGUGAGGGGCUUGCGGCUUCAGGUGGCGCUGCGUGAGCGCUUGCAAGCUUGGGAUAGCGAGCCCGCAGGGUUGGGAACAGGGGUCGGGGCAAAUUACAGCAGAAGCGUCGCCUGCGCGUGGUUCCAGUGUUGUUGGCCUUAGGUCGCGCGUACGCGUGUUGUCGUUACACGUAUCUGUAUGUGUGUGUUGUGUCCUAGUGCAAUUUGUGGCCGUGUGCCGAUGCGCGGCCUCGGGUGCCGUGCGAAGGUGCAAGGUGCUACGACCAUCGGGAUUAACAAGCGACUGACAAAGGGAACAGCGGGGAGGAACUCUGUAGAGCGAUGUGGCGUCAUACAAGGCAGGUUUUUGUUGUAGCUGCUGCUGUGGACACGCGCGCUGGGGGUCUAGUGGAAAGCUAGAUUGGUUGUACGGGUUCAUUCGCAUCGAAUUGAAUUUCUGAGGGCGAGAGAGCUGCACGCCAUUUCAUGAGGGGCGUUUGGAGGGGCUGCCUAGGUGGCACGCCAUGGUACGUGACUUGCCGAGCGCGCUGCAAGCCUUAUGCAAAAGUGGCUACGUAUAUGUUUAACAUACAUGAAACUUGA